UCCAACUUAAUUUUUUACAUGGAUAUAUUAAUGAAAUUUAUUUAUUUAACCCUGAGCUAAGCCUUAGUCUUUGCUGAAGAAUGAAAUGAGAAAUCAUCAAUGAUUCUUGAGUUAUAACUGAAAAACUAAGCAAACAAACAUCAAGAUAAGGUAAGAAAUAUAAAAGGUCAUAAAAAAAAAGUUUGGCCUGAGAACGUCAAACCCUUUGGAGGUUUUACUAUAUUGACCUAGUACUUUCAGCCUGACUUAAAAUUUUUCACCCCCCAGAAUGGCUGUUGUACUGUGUUAUUAAUUUAGCAUGAAACUAGUAAAUACCUAAUUUAAAGCAUUAUUCCUAAAUCAAAAAAGCUUGUUUUUUGCAAUUCAUUCAUUGUGGUAAAAAUUUUAACUUACAAUUUAAAAAAAAUUAAAAAAUAUUCGGCAGAGUAUUCGGUGCUCCGGCCAAAUUAUAGGCCGAAUAUUCGGUAUUCGGUUAUUCGGCCAAAACCCGCUUCGGUCCAUCCCUACACGGAAUGGGUUAGCAACUUGUUAUUAAUAAAAAAAUCGAACAGUUUUCGUGUAUGUCUAGACCCAAUACCCUUGAACAAAGCGUUAAAAAGGCCGCACUAUCAGUUCAAUACAUUAGAUGAAAUACUACCGGAAUUAGGUAAAGCAAAGGUAUUUUCUACGGUCGUUACAACAAAAGGAUUUUGGCAUCUGACAUUUAUUUAUUUUAUUUAUUUUUGAAUAAAUAAAAUGACAGAGAAAAGUAGCAAAUUGACGACAUUCUGGACACCAUAUGGUAGAUAUCGGUGGCUACGAUUACCAUUUGGAAUUGCCCCAGCGCCAGAAUUAUUUUCGAUAUAAAUGCAAGAAAUUCUGAAUGGUUUAGAAGGUUUAGAUGGACGAGGGGACACUAUGGGAGAAGCUAUGAGCGACCAGAAUCUGAAGAACUUGUUUACACAAUUAAGAACAAGAAAUGUUAAACUUAACAAAUCAAAAUUGAAUUUAUGCAAAAGUGAAGUCAAGUUCUAUGGACAUGUUCUAAGCAACGAAGGGCUCAAACCAGACCUAUCUAAAAUAAAAGCAAUUACUGAUAUGCCGGAGCCUAAAAACAAACAAGAUUCACAUAGAUUUCUAGGUAUGGUGAAUUAUUUAGGACGUUACAUCAAGAAUUUAAGUUGCAAAACAGUGGAAUUAAAGUUUCUUUUAGUAUACGAAUAAAGACAUAUAUUAUUAUUAUAAGAGACUAGAUUUAUAUGCUUUUGCAUGUUUUGCAUAUAACUUCAUAUUUUGCAUUUUUAUCGCAUAUAAAUUUAGUUAUCCAUAUAGUUCGAUAUAAUCGCAUGUAAUUUCAUAUGAGCGCAUAUUUUGUCCACAUUUCAAUAUAACAGCAGUUAAUUUGAUACUGGCGGUAUCUAAUAGUAGACAGAGAAUUAAAAGUGCGACAGUGGUCUGCUUUACAACAUAACUUUAAUUGUGUCGUUCCCAGCCGAUUUUCGUAACAUAACCUCUAAAUCAUUUCAAGCCACACAAGUGUUCAAGUGAUUUAUACGUUAAGUUAGUGUGUUAAAAAAACAAUAAAUCAUAAUGCCGAAAGUGGGUUCUUCUAAGGCCGAAUUGCUUAGGAAGUGGAUAAAAAUAUCUAAUCAUCUAGUGACUGACGGGAAAGUUGGUUUUUGCAACACCUGUUCCAAACAAGUACAUAUAAAUUAAAAUUUGAAGGUUUUUUUUUCUAGAAGUCGUUGAUUUUUAAGGUGGCGUGUAAUUAAAAAUAUCAAAUUGAUCAGCAUUUAUCAACAACUCUCCACCAAGAAUCGAAAAAAAGAUCAGGUAGCAAAUUCAACCAACAACAAAUCGCUGGAAAUGAGUUUUUUUUUUUUCGAUUUAUGCAACGCCAUGGCCCAAUUAAAUAUACCAUGGAACAAAUUGGAAAAUCCAGAAACUUUACUGUUUCAUAUUUAUAGCUAUUGUCGUUGUAAAUAAUAUCUUUUUAUGCUGUUUUGUAAUCUUUAUAUAUUAUAUUUAUAUACUAUUUGUUACAAUGCAACAUUAAAAGUAGUAUUUAUGUAACACAUAUGCGUUCUUUUUUGUUUUAACCGCAUAAUAUAUUUCAUAUUUCCGGAAUAUUACUGCAUAUUCUGACCAAUUUCAACACAUAUAAAAAACUUAUAAGGUGAGUGUCCCAAUUGUUGACAGGGAUCGAAUAGUUGACAAUUUGUUUUGUUAACGUGAUAUUAAGAAUGGUAUUUAUGAUAGGUUGAUGUAUGCGGCCUUAUUUUAAUCUCUAAAGUAUGUACUCCCAUGCAAAAAAAAAAAUUUGGCAGUAUCGGUCACGAUAGAAACUAUUGGCGCGAAAUUAGUUCCGAGUGUAAGUACCUUCAUUGAACAUCUCCUGAUAUUUAGCGUUUUGUUUAAGGUAAGUAACACGCAAAAAUUAUUUAUUUCAAUGUUAUUGUGUUUGUUUCUAUAUUACCUACUGUAUAGUAACAAUUAUAAGGCAUAUACAUACAUGUUUUUAUAAACAUUAUAAACUAAAAUCAUGUUUGAGAUUAGAAUAGGAGGGUUGUCAACUAUUAGAACAUACUUGACAGUGGUGUCAACUAAAGGACCAAUACCAUUUUCGCGAACGUUUUAUAUUUUCAAGGUAAAACUAGUUGGUGAAUGGUAUAAGACAACAUAUGUUCAAAUGACUUAUAUAGGACAGACGGGUCCAAUAAUUGACAUACCUGUCAACUAUAAGAACAUGUGACAUGUCAACUUCAGGAACAUCAGACGCAAUAAAUUAUUAAAAAUAAAUAAAAAUUAUAUUCUCUGGAAGAUUUACAAAAUGCCAUUGCGGCAGUAAAGCGUGGUUCAUCAGUAAAUGCUGCCAGUAAAAACUUUAACGUUCCUCGAACUACAAUUAAAUACAAACUAGAAGGAAAGUAUGAGCUAGAUUGCCGAAUGGGCCCCGAAACAACACUUACAAAGGACGAAGAGGAAACUUUGGUAAAGUGGAUAUGUUCAGUUGCCGAUGCCGGGUUUACUGUAACUAGACUCCAACUUUUGGAUUCAGUUCAAAUGUUAUUAAAAAAAUUAAAUAGGCUUAAUAAAUUUACCAAAAACCGACCAGGCAGAAAAUGGUAUAAAUGCUUUUUGCGUCGGCAUCCUAUUAUUUCAGAACGACUGACUCAAAAUCUGACUAAAGCCCGUUCUGAAGUUACAGAACAAAAAAUCCGUAAUUGGUUUAAUGAAGUUACUGACCACUUUAAAGCGAAAAAUAUUGAAGACGUCCUUAAAGAUCCAAGUAGAAUAUUUAACCUGGAUGAAACGGCGUUUUUCAUGGCUCCUAAAGGUAUUAAAUGUUUAAUGCGAAAAGGUGAAAAACUAGCUUACAAUUUUAUUAGCAACGACGAUAAAGAGUGUUUAACUACUCUUAUAACAGUUUGUGCUAACGGUUCUAUUCUACCACCUAUGAUCAUGUUCAGUUACGAGAGAAUACCGGCAUCAGUAUCUAGUUUAAUGCCCACCGGAUGGUGCGUGGGCAAAUCAGAAUCCGGGUGGAUGACUGGCCAAACAUUUUUUGAAUACAUCGCGAACUGUUUUUAUCCCUGGCUUAUAGAAAAUAACGCUGAAUUUCCAGUCGCAUUAUUCGUAGAUGGACAUGUUUCUCAUCUGACAUUGGAAUUAAGUGACUUUUGUGUGGAAAAAAAGAUAGAACUUAUAGCACUUUUCCCAAAUUCAACUCACAUUCUUCAACCGAUGGAUGUGUCAAUUUUCCACCCCUUAAAAAAUAGUUGGAAAACUGGUGUUCAACAGUAUAAAAUUGAUAAUGAUGGUGGUAAAAUAAAAAAAGAAAAUUUUGGUCCUCUACUUAAAAAAGUGAUUGAUCAGGCAAUAACACCUAGCAUGAUUAAAAACGGAUUUAAAACAUGUGGCUUAUUCCCCUUUGACCAGAAUGGUAUUCCGUAUGAUAAAUUCUUUAAGAAUAGAGACCGUCCACAGAGUGUAAAUGAACAACAAAAAAUUUAUCAGACGACAAAGAAAGAAGUAAACUUUUUUGAAUAUAAAAUAGGACCCGAAAAAAUAACUAGGUUUAAAGAAUCUGGUGACAUUUGGGAAGGUAACGUAGAGGAUACUGCGUUAUUUAAUUUUUGGAGGCUGUUAUCUGAAGAAGUUGAAGAUCAUACCAUGGCAACUGGUAACAAUGAAUCUUCUCGCCAUCUUGAAGACGGACAAAAUGACGCUAGUUAUUUGGAAGAAAUAAAUAAUGAUGAUACCGAUUAUCGUCAUCAGUUUGUUCAGUUGACCCCACCAAACCAACCAAUACGUCAGUUAUCCGUUGAAAUAGAAAAGAGUGAGCCUAGACCAGCAAUUGACAUGUCGAAUAAAACAAAUAACUCUAUUCCCAGUACCUCAAAAGAUAUUCCAUCUCCAUUUAAAGGAGCACUCUUUUGGCCAAAACCAAUUACUAAGAAAACUGUAAGAAAAAUUAAAGAAAAGAUACCAUCGGUAGCAACGUCCGAUCAGUGGCGAGACUAUCAUCAAAGAAAAGAAUUGGAGAAACAAAGGAAGGAACAAGAAAAAGAAGAACGCAAGAGAAAAAGAGAACUAGCAAAAAUAGAAAAAGAAAACAAGUUCAAGUCCAGAAAAAAGAUUAAGCCUAGCACAGAAAACGAUGAAUCCUCUUCGGAGUCCUCGGUUAAAAUGAAUAUUCAAUCCGAAGGAGAAGGAGAUGGUUGGAAUCAACAGUACGAGGCUAAAUCUGAUGGCGAUGGUAAUGAGAAACAUGAAUUUUUGAAGGACAUAUCUCCCAAUGAUUUUGUAAUAAUCCGUUACGAUGAUCAUUAUUACCCAGGAAAAGUGGUUGAAAAGAAUGAAAGAAAAAAUGAAUAUAAAGUGUCUACUAUGGCACGGAGCGGAAUAAAAGACUGGAAAUGCCUAACUACAAAGAUAUUAUGUGGUAUCCCAAAAAUGACAUACUUGAAAUAAUAAAUGAACCUUGUCAGAAAACCUCGCGAGGGUUCUUUUCUGUACCAGAGAUGGAAAAAUAUUUUCCUGAAAUGUAUUAACUUUUAACUUUUAGAUUAUAAAUAUUAGUUUAAAAUUUUUAAAUCAGCGUUUCUCAACCUGUGGUACGCGUACCCCCAGGGGUACGUGAAAUGGUCUCAAGGGGUACGCGUAAAAGAAGAUGUAAUGGCGGACUAAGUAAAGAGAAAAGAUAAAAAGCUGUUGUAAUAAAUGGCAUUUCCAUCCAAAUAACAUUUAAUUAUGACAAAUCAAAAUAAGUAAUUGUUUUCUGAAUGAUGCCGAGUAUUUUUAUUACACAAAACGACAA
This is a messenger RNA of Onthophagus taurus, 5299 nucleotides long. The record is from RefSeq and is a predicted model, not a curated record. Lineage: Eukaryota; Metazoa; Arthropoda; Insecta; Coleoptera; Scarabaeidae.